UCCGUAGUUAUUUUUCCUUAAUUAUAUCGUACGAGUCAAAUGUGAUUUACUUUCUCCAUCAACAUAUAAAUUAUUUAUAUAGAAUGUUAUAUGGAAUAAUUAGUAUUUGUUGGAUUCCGUUUGCGGGAUUUGUUUCAUUUUUGGUUUUAUUAUCUGCAAUUAACAAAUCAGUCGGUGUUCGAAAGGCAUACGUAAAUAUUCUCUUAAGGAUAUUUGAGUAUGGACGAGUCAGUAUCGAAACUGCUUCAAAAGUAAAUCAAGAGCUUGCCAAGGAAAAAGUCAGUGAUGAUCAAGUGCAGGGCUUGGAACCUGUGGAUGCCGUUGACUCAGAGGAAGCCUCCAAUGGCCAGGUGCUGAUCACGAGAGACGCCGUACUUCUGCCUCAGGCUCAGGAGUCGGCGCAUGAUAAGGCGAAUGGCAACAAAAAGGAAGAGUUUUGUUUCGACUUUGAGAAUUGUUUGGAUUAUGUAAAAUCAGGCAUAGAAGCAAUUAUCGAAGAUGAUGUAACAUCGCGAUUUGAAGCCGAGGAGCUAAAGAGCUGGAACAUGCUAACACGAACAAACCGACAUUAUGAAUUCAUAUCUUGGAAAAUCACCAUGAUAUGGGUUAUUGGAUUUGCCGUGCGGUAUUUCAUUUUAAUGCCUCUUCGUGUCUUGGUUUGCUUUAUUGGUGUUUUAUUUGCAGUUAUUACAAACGCAUUUGUGGCUUUAAUACCUUACCGAUUUUUGCGGCUUCCCUUAGCGGACUUGACUUUUAAAAUUACAUUCCGUCUUAUAUCAAGUUCCUUGUCAUCCCUUGUAAUAUUUCACAAUAAGCAAUAUAAGCCCAAAACUUCUGGGUUUUGUGUAGCAAAUCACACCACCCCAUUGGAUGUGGCAAUAUUAUCAACAGACUGUACAUUUUCCUUGGUAGUGUGGUUGACAUUAUGUACAGCUGCAGUGGGAAAUCUAAAGGAUGGAAAGAAAAAGAGGGCUAUUGUGAGUAGUGUUCUUGGGCAGUGUUUCGGUGUCUUGUCCAGCGCUAUUUCUGCUGUUAUAACUUAUCAUAAUGAGGAUAAUCGCCCGUCGUCUUCAGGUAUUUGUGUGGCAAACCAUACAAGCCCUAUCGAUGUACUGGUACUAAUGUGUGACACAACAUAUUCUCUGAUUGGUCAACGACAUGGCGGUUUCCUUGGAAUUUUGCAAAGAGCCCUGGCCAGGGCAUCGCCUCAUAUUUGGUUUGAAAGAGGAGAAGCUAAGGACCGACAUUUGGUUGCUGAAAGACUAAAACAGCAUGUAUCGGAUCCAAAUAAUCCACCUAUUCUAAUAUUUCCGGAAGGCACUUGCAUUAACAAUACGUCUGUGAUGCAAUUCAAAAAAGGAAGCUUUGAAGUUGGCGGAGUUAUAUACCCUGUAGCUAUAAAAUACGAUCCCCGAUUUGGCGAUGCUUUUUGGAACAGCUCAAAGUAUUCAAUGAUGCAAUAUCUUUACAUGAUGAUGACCUCAUGGGCAAUUGUUUGCGAUGUCUGGUAUCUUCCACCAAUGUAUCGGCAGGAAGGCGAGUCAGCGAUCGAUUUCGCUAACCGCGUUAAAGGUGUUAUUGCGAAACAGGGAGGCUUAGUAGACUUGGUUUGGGAUGGACAGCUCAAACGAAUGAAACCGAAAAAAGAAUGGAGAGAAAUUCAGCAAGUUGAAUUUGCAAAUCGACUAAAAUCUGAUUGAAAUUGAUUUUAUACUUUAUAUUUAAAUCUGUAAUUACUAAAGAUAAAAAUGUAAAAUUAUUUGACCUUGCUAAAUAUACAUUGUAUAUGAUUGUGAAGCCAA
This is a messenger RNA of Drosophila innubila, 1802 nucleotides long. RefSeq names its product glycerol-3-phosphate acyltransferase 3 (gene Gpat4). Gene Ontology annotation, biological process: triglyceride biosynthetic process. The record is from RefSeq and is a predicted model, not a curated record. Gene Ontology annotation, molecular function: glycerol-3-phosphate O-acyltransferase activity. The coding region runs from base 84 to 1700 and encodes 538 amino acids. Gene Ontology annotation, cellular component: endoplasmic reticulum. NCBI's taxonomy places the organism in Eukaryota, Metazoa, Arthropoda, Insecta, Diptera, Drosophilidae. The transcript is spliced from 7 exons.